AUGUGGCAGUGUCACUAUCUCCAUGUCACUCUGCGUUUCUGCUCCCCGCGACUCCUUGUAUUGCCGCGAUUCUCCCACAUGGCUCUGUCCUCCGUCGAUUUCUCCUUGCAUCGCCUCCACGCCUCGUCUAGUGGUUCUCACUUCUCAGGUUCUACCUUCUUUUGCGUCACUGCUUAUGAUUUGUGUGGAUCUGCUGCUGCAUUUCUUUUACGACAAGGAUUGCCCUUUCGUGGUAAUGAUGAGACAGAUGAUUCUGUUAAUCAAGGAAAUUUCUUGGAACUUCUAAACUUUCUUGCACAACAUAAUGAAGAGAUUGAUCGUGCUUUUAAAAAUGCUUGUGGGAAUCUUAAACUAAGAGCUCCCUCAAUUAAAAAAGAUAUUGUAAGAGCGACUGCAAGUGAAACGACAAAAGCUAUUGUAAAUGAUCUUGGGGAUGAAUUGUUUGCUGUUUUGGUUGAUGAAACUCGCGAUAUUUCUAUUAAGGAGCAAAUAUCAGUUUGUUUAAGGUAUGUGAAUAAAGAAGGGCAAGUUAGGAAGCAUUUUCUUGGUCUUGUUCAUGUUUCUAAUACUAAUGCUUUAUCUCUAAAAUUAGCAUUGGAGUCAUUAUUAGAAAUAUAUAAUUUAAGUUUAUCAAGAUUAGCUCUUGUAACGGUUGCAAAAAAACAAGCUGGAAUUGCUUUGCUUUUUAAUUUGUUAACCAAUUUGUGCAAUGUUGUUGGAGCUUUGUGUAAACGAAGAGAUAUGCUUGGUGAUAGUCAAAUGACUAAGACAAUUGAAGCAUUACAAAGUGGAGAAAUUUCCAGUGGACGUGGUUUGAAUCAAGAAAUAGCUUUGAAAAGAGCUGGAGAUACUAGAUGGGAUGUGCGUUCUAAUGAUCAAUUCUCAAACUUGAAUGGGAUUGAUGCUCUUUCUCAGAAAUUGGUUGAGACUCAAAAAAAUAUUAUUUAUCCAUUAGUGUUUCUUCUUUUAAAGUUAGCUUUAGUUUUGCCUGUAGCAACUGCAUCAGUUGAAAGAACUUUUUCUACUAUGAACAUCAUAAAGAGUCGGCUUCAACCGAUCUUGAUGGCUGCACGAAAACAAGGACAUAGUGUGAAAAGUGAUAAUUCGAGGAAUAUUUCGAUGAGAGACGUGGACGCUUUUAUAGCUGCGGUAAAUGCCAUGGCUGAUGCUCAUAACAGAGAUAGCAACCGUAAUGAGGAUGCUGGGAAUAACGAAACACCUAUGACACUGGCAGUUUUUCUGAACGUGAAUCCACCUUAG
Molecule: messenger RNA, 1260 nt
Organism: Arachis duranensis
Lineage: Eukaryota; Viridiplantae; Streptophyta; Magnoliopsida; Fabales; Fabaceae
Exons: 6
Coding region: 1-1260 (419 amino acids)
Source: RefSeq, a predicted model, not a curated record